GGCGGCCGCGGCGGGGAGACGGGCGCGGGCGGAGGACACGGGCUGAACGGGCGCGCACCGACCAUGGCCUCCAAGUGUCCCAAGUGCGACAAGACCGUGUACUUCGCUGAGAAGGUGAGCUCCCUGGGCAAAGACUGGCACAGAUUCUGCCUCAGGUGCGAGCACUGCAGCAAGACGCUGACGCCAGGGGGCCACGCCGAGCAUGACGGGAAGCCCUUCUGCCACAAGCCCUGCUAUGCCACGCUGUUCGGACCCAAAGGGGUGAACAUCGGAGGUGCCGGCUCCUACAUCUACGAGAAGCCCUCUGCCGAGAAACCUCAGGUCACUGGCCCCAUCGAGGUCCCCGUGGCCCGAGCUGAGGAGCGGAAGGCCAGUGGCCCCCCGAAGGGGCCCAGCAAAGCCUCCAGCGUCACCACGUUCACCGGGGAACCCAACAUGUGUCCUCGCUGCAACAAGAGGGUCUACUUCGCCGAGAAGGUGACGUCUCUGGGCAAGGACUGGCACCGGCCGUGCCUGCGCUGCGAACGCUGCGGGAAGACACUGACCCCAGGCGGGCACGCGGAGCACGACGGCCAGCCCUACUGCCACAAGCCCUGCUACGGAAUACUUUUCGGACCCAAGGGGGUGAACACCGGAGCUGUUGGCAGCUACAUCUAUGACAAGGACCCGGAGGGCAAAGUUCAGCCCUAGUCCCCCAGGCCCUUCUGCGGGGCACGGGCCCGCCUGCGCAGGCCCCUGGCCAGGGGCCCGCUGCUUGGCUGCGAGGGGAGAGUGACCGCUGCCCAGUCCCACCUCAGCACCUGCGAGUCCAGGGCCUGCGUGUUGGGGAGGAAGCCCGAGCUGACUCCAGAGCCCUGCCCACCAACCCUGUCUCUCUGGGUGUGUCUGCCUUUGUGUCCCCAGCCACCCGUCACCCCCUUUGCGUCCUCCUGGCCCCCCGUGUCCCCAUGUCUGUGUCUCGUGGCCCACACGUCCCUGAGUGUCCCUGGGGCCUGGGUGGGUCGUUCUGAGGUGGCCGCCCCACGCCCCCCCUCCUGCCGCCCCAGUCCUGCCCACAGUGUUAUUUAUGUCCCCUGCCCAUGACAGCCACAGCCACGCCCCUCACAGUGUCCCAAGGGUGGAGGGACAUCCCUGCCAGGAGCCCUCUGCCUGCCUCCCACCCUGCCUCGCAAGUGCCCGCCCACCCCCCUCACGUGGCUCACAUUCGACUGCCGGGGGUUUCGCUGUCAAUGAAAGGCUUGAGGAUCGCA
Messenger RNA from Physeter macrocephalus (sperm whale), 1250 nucleotides. RefSeq names its product cysteine rich protein 2 (gene CRIP2). The record is from RefSeq and is a predicted model, not a curated record. The coding region runs from base 64 to 690 and encodes 208 amino acids. The transcript is spliced from 8 exons. NCBI's taxonomy places the organism in Eukaryota, Metazoa, Chordata, Mammalia, Artiodactyla, Physeteridae.